Tetrahymena thermophila SB210 is the source of this 1263-nucleotide messenger RNA. Its product is annotated as kinase domain protein. The record is from RefSeq and is a predicted model, not a curated record. Gene Ontology annotation, cellular component: nucleus; cytosol; perinuclear region of cytoplasm. Gene Ontology annotation, biological process: activation of GTPase activity; nucleocytoplasmic transport. NCBI's taxonomy places the organism in Eukaryota, Ciliophora, Oligohymenophorea, Hymenostomatida, Tetrahymenidae. Gene Ontology annotation, molecular function: small GTPase binding; GTPase activator activity. The transcript has 15 exons.
AUGUUAAAAUAUAAAAUACUCGACAAGCAGUUUGAGGAUAUAGUGAGCUCUUCUUUCUAAGCUCAUACUGACAUCAUAGUAGAACUAAAUAAUAGUAAAUUAGAAACAUAAGACGUACAAAAGUUAUGCUCUUUAUUAAUAAAUUGCAAAAAUCUUUUAAAUUUGGAACUCAAUCUUAAUUUGAAUGAUAUCAACGAUGAGAGUACAUAAGAGCUAUCUUCUGCUUUAUCAGAAUGCAUAAAUCUAUAAAAAUUUGUGCUUUCGCUUGAAGAAAAUAAGAUUGGAGUGCAAGGAGCCACAAGCUUAGCAAAUAUUUUUAAAUAGCUCAGUAAUCUCAAAAUAAUUACUCUCUAGAUGAUGUAAAAUAUAAUCGAAUCUUAAGGAUUUUCGGAUAUAUGCUUUGGAUUAGCAAAUUGUACUCAACUUUAAACAUUGAAUUUAGAUUUUAGAUGGAAUUAAAUUAAAGAAUAAGGAGUGCAAGGUCUUGCUUAGGCCUUAACAAAGCUUACUAACCUCUCAAACCUAUCUCUUAACCUUAGCUCUAACAAAAUAAAAAUUUAAGGCGCAACUGAUUUAAGUAUUGCUUUAGCAGAGUGUGUCAACCUCAAAAGUUUAGAACUUAAUAUCGGAUACAAUCAGAUUGGAGAUAUUGGGUUAUAAUAAUUGGCUUCUGCAUUAUCAAAACUAAUCAAUCUCUAAACAUUAUCUAUGGAUCUAGAGAGAAAUAAAAUUGGAGUCUCAGGAGUAAAAAUGUUAAGUGAUAGCUUAGCGAUUCUCUAGAAUUUAUCAGCUUUAACCAUUUCAUUUCACUUUAACUCUAUCACUAACGAAGGUGUCACAUCAAUAAUUUCUGCUUUAGAAAAACACUCAAACCUUUAAAGUUUGGCUCUUAACAUUUCAUUUAAUAAAGUUGGUGAAUAAGCUGCUAUUGAUUUAGGAUCUUCUUUAAUAUCUAUCACUAAGCUCUCAAAACUUGCUCUUAAUUUAUCAUAAAAUGACUUUUCUGAUUCAAGUUUGAAGGCUAUUGCUGCUGCUUUGACAAAAUGUGCUAAUAUCUCAAAUUUGGCUCUAAAUAUAUGUUAGAACAAAUUUGAUGAAUAGGGUUUAAUUCAUUUAGGAUCUGUUCUAAAAUACUUCUCUAAUUUAUAGGGUUUAGAAAUUAUUUAUGGCUAUCAUUAAUUUGAGGAAAAAACACAACAGAGAUUUAAAUCACUCAUUUUAAAAACAAGAAAAUUAAUCAAUCUUUCAGUUAAAUAAAGCUGA